Molecule: messenger RNA, 2412 nt
Organism: Exophiala viscosa
Lineage: Eukaryota; Fungi; Ascomycota; Eurotiomycetes; Chaetothyriales; Herpotrichiellaceae
Exons: 2
Coding region: 484-2004 (506 amino acids)
Biological process (GO): intracellular calcium ion homeostasis
Cellular component (GO): perinuclear region of cytoplasm
Source: RefSeq, a predicted model, not a curated record
GCAGCGUUCGGAGGUGCGCGCACGCCCUACUUCAAAGGCGUGGGAUUUGGGCAGAAUUGCGUGCUCGAAAUUGGUGUAGACAACGUUGGGUGUUGGGAUGUGAGUGGAUGGUAUAGUGGUCUCUGCGUGCCGUUUGAGCCGUGUGCCGUGGACUGAUGCUGCCCAAUGUCUUGGGAGAAAAGGCUAUAGGAUAGCACACCACCAGGCAGCCUCGAGCAAAGUUGGGCGCGUAUUUGUAUGCGAUCAGUCAUGCCACCAGAGACGGUGUUUCGCGACUUUUCGGAGAGAACCCGACGGCCUUUCAAAUCGAUCGCUUUCAAUCCGACACAACCGCGGAAUUCGUGCCGGAGGAAAAACUGUUCAGAGAUCAUCUUGAUAUGAUAAGAUUAGAUAAGAUCCGGACAGCACAAUCCAUUUCCUGCCACCGACCACUUCAAAGUCGCAACACAAACCCCAGCAUAACGACCAUAAACAUGAACUGACAUGGCGCAUCAUCUUUCUCUUGCCAAAGCCGCCUUUGGCGCUUCGCUCCUUCGACAUGAUGUGACCAAAGUGUCUCGCGAUGAACUACCGCAAUUUCACAGCGCGUUCGAAGCGGUACUUUCCAACUGCUCAAGGCAGAACAUACAGACAUGCAAAGGAUGGCUUCUGGAGAAUGUAGCCGUUUCCGCUACAAGGAUCACCGCAUUUGGUAGAUUCCUGGCCAACACGUCCAAGCACCUUGCAUCGCAGGCGGAUGAAACCGCUUCGUCCACUGUGCCACGACAACGACUACACAUCCUCUACCUUCUCAACGACCUUCUGCAUCACUCCAGAUACCACGCCACAGAUAAAGACCUUCAUACUACUUUGACCCAGUCUCUACACCCAUUCCUCUCAGAGCUGUUUCAACUGGCCACAAAGGACGCGAAACCGAAGAUCUCUAGGCGGCUCCAAGACUUGGUAGAAAUAUGGCAAGGAGCAGAAUAUCUGGAGAAGAAUCUUCUCGAUCGAAUCGCUGACAUUCUGACGGGUAUUGGCCCAGGCACAACUGAAGAAGUUCAAGCUGAGCCGAAGCUCGAAAGAGCGACAAAGGAGCUACCCUAUAACCUGCCUGCGACGCAUGGCGACCCUUCGUUGCCCUUCUACGACCUACCGGCUGGGAAUUUGAUGCCACUCAUCGUCCCCAAUAGCUCUCAACCAAUGCGCGCUGAUGACAUACGGGCGUUGCAUUUCUCGGCCGGCGCGGCAGACGAAAGUCUUGUCAAUGCGUUGAAAGACUUCUUGGUUGAUGUUCAGAGCAUGGACGAUACUGUAGCUCAUCUUGAGAAGACCGGUCUCCAUCCAGAGAUGGACGAAAUGGGCCAGAUAUGGUAUCGUGACGAGGCAGGAGAUCUGAUUGGCGACACGUACUAUGGAUGGUCACGGGCAUUCUGUGAGAAGAUGAGGGGACGUGACAGAUCCGAAUCUGGUGAUGCGUCACAACGCAGUGGUUCAGGGAGGUCGAGCAGAAGUCGAAGUCGCUCUCGCGUCAAGCGUAGACGAUACAGCACAUCGGACGACGGCCGUUCUGGGAUGUCACGAUCUUACAGCCGAUCGCGAUCACGACGACGAAGUCCAAGUCGAGGACGGGCUGCGUCAAGGUCUAGAAGUCGGUCGAUCUCGCCUGAACAGAGCCGGCCAAUGCUUGGGCGAUCACAACAUCCAGACCUGCCGCCUCAUCCCAGCCAUUAUUCUCCAAUUCCCCCUCCACCACCGGCACAUGGUCUUCCUUCCAAACCUCCAGCACAGUUUGGUGGUGCCCUUGUACUACCACCGCCAGAUUGGACUGGGCCCUGGCCUCCACCACCACCUCCGCCUGCAUCACAGCUUCCAGGCAAUGCUGGCUUUCCGAAUCUUCCCUUCCCACCACCACCACCACCGUCAAGUUUUCCUACACAACCCGGGGCAUGGCCUCCGUAUCCACCCGCACCUCCACCAGGCUAUCCCUACGGCGGAAACAACACAUACAACGGGAGACGCUGAAAGGCGGCCUAGGGCAUGUUGGCAAAGUACUACGUGCCGAUAUGUUGCCGAACAUGUAGACUGACUCACCCUAUCCAACCCAGCCUUGCCAUCAGUGCGUGGAAGUUAAUUCCUCUGAUGGAGCUGUUUACUCUGAAACCGAAAAAUGUAUGGAUUCGAAAGUUUCUAAACCCUGGCUACGUCGUUGAAGUGUGUUUUGGUUUAUGCAUAUUAUGGUAGAUGGUGAUGACGGAGGCAAAAGCACACACGACAGACAACGUUGACCAGUGAGAAGAUGCUGGCGGCUCUCGAUAAACGUUCAUUGAAGUUUAAUGACCCAUUGACCCUUGGAAACUGACCUCAUUUUCCCAUGAUCAUCUCUCCAUCGAAAGCCUAAUGGGAAUGUGGAAAAAUGCCAUAUGGUGACAC